AUGGCUUUUUGCUCGAGCUUGUCCAAUUUAGAAGGAAACUCUUUAACAAUUGUGAAAGAGCGCGAUCGCUCGGACACUGCGGACACCUGUGCUUGUCCGACUACAGCCGAGCUCAGUAAAGCUGUGUCUGUGUCACUGGGUUUAGAUUCGGUAUCUUCUCCGCUCAACAACAUGAACCAGUGCUCCAGCAGCAGCAGCGUCUUCGCAGACUUCAACCCCACUGUGGAGAAUAGUUCCCGAGGAGUGGCGGAGUUUGGAGCGGCUCAAAUUGUGAACUCAGAAGCCAACCGGUUUCUACUGCGUGAAACUAACCAAAGAGAUGAGUUUGGAGAAGUGUGCCACGGAAUCCAGCAGGUCAGCUGCAUGGAUCUGCUCAGAUCGGGUAACAUGGAAAGCGCACAAGCUGUGAUGCGCGACCCGGUGAUAUCUAGAUAUGUCUGCAAGGAAUCAAACUUGUUUAUGAGCCCACAAGAACAUCUCCCUGCGCAAUCUCGGAUGGACGAGCUGUCACAUUUGAAACCAUACUCUGCGUACCCUGCCAACCCAAACCUAUACAGAGAUACGCCGGAUGUGUGGUGUGCACACAGCAGCCGAUCCGAUCCAGAGGAAGGCAGUUUCAGCGGACAUAAUUUGUUGUGUAAAUACUGUAAUUGUGGCCAAGCAGCUCACGGAUCCAGGCAAGAAUGUCACUGUGUCUGGUACGACAAGAGUGACAAAGGUGGCGUGCGAGCGGCGAUGGCACACCAGUAUGGCCAAAUGGAAAGUUACCAAAGUGCAAUUCCCCAAGGGCAGACGAUUCUGUCCACUAUCAAGACCGAACCUUCAGUCUGGGUGGACUGCUCCGAUCGCAGUUUCAGGCAUGAGGAUUUGUUUCCAGGUGUGUAUCUGUCAGACAGGAGAGUGUGUCAGGUUUGCGGUGACGAUGCCUCAGGCUGUCACUAUGGAGCCGUUACCUGUGGAAGCUGCAAAGUGUUCUUCAAGAGGGCGGCUGCAGGUAAGCAGAACCACCUGUGUGCCAGCCGGAACGACUGCACCAUCGACAAACUGCGGAGGAAAAACUGUGCCUCGUGCCGUUUAAAGAGGUGCUUCAUGUCGGGAAUGAGUCUCAAAGGUCGCAGGCUGAAGGGAGCUGGACAGGCGAGGAACGGGGAGGAGGAUCAACAUCUGGCUCCCUGGGGGAAGAGAGAUGCUAUCUUGGAGCCCGGAAGUGCAGUGGCUGUUGCUCAAACAGCGUCUCUGGCUCUUGGAAUCCCCCCGUGCGUGCGCUCCUGCCUCUCCUUGCUCAGCGUCUUGCAGGCCAUCGAGCCGGCUGUGGUCAAUGCCGGACACGAUCACGCGCAGCCAGACAGCCCUGCGUCCUUGCUCACCAGCCUCAAUGAGCUGGGGGAGAGACAGCUGGUAUCUGUGGUGCGCUGGGCCAAGGCAAUACCAGGUUUCCGUGACAUGCACGUGGAUGAUCAGAUGUCAGUGAUUCAGUUGUCAUGGAUGGGGGUGAUGGUGUUCGCGUUGGGCUGGAGGUCCUACACGCUCACCAACAGCUCGAUGCUCUACUUUGCUCCGGACCUGGUCUUCAAUGACCAACGGAUGCAAGUGUCCAGUAUGUAUGAUCACUGUUUGAGGAUGAAGCUGCUCUCCCAAAGGUUCUGCAUUCUGAAGGUCACUCAGGAGGAGUUCCUCUGCAUGAAGGCCCUGGUCCUCUUCAGCAUCAUGCCAGUGGAGGGUCUGAAGAACCAGCGUUGUUUUGAUGAACUGCGGACCUCCUACAUAAAGGAGCUGGAUCGCUUGUCCAGCCACCGCGAGGAGACCACCCGUACACAGAGGCUGUUCCAGCUCACACAGCUGCUGGACUACCUUCAGUCGAUUGUGAGAAAGUUACACCAGUUCACCUAUGAUCUCUUCAUCCAAGCUCAGUCCCUCCAGACGCGUGUCAACUUCCCAGAGAUGAUCUCAGAGAUUGUGAGCGUCCAUGUGCCCAAGAUCCUCUCGGGCAUGGUCAAGCCCAUCCUUUUCCACAACACAGCCUAGAGAGGGGUCUCGGUGAUUGUCCUAUACGUCACUUGAGCUCCUAGUCUUUCGACCACUUCUGGCUAGAGAGGGUUUAUAAUUUAAAAAGGUAUAAGCCCCUUUUUUACUUACAGGGUGACAGUGGAGCACUGUGAUGCUAUAUGGAGGGCAUACAGCACAUUCUUCCAAUCUAAUUGCAUAUACUCGGUUCUUCUUACUGUCUGUUAUCUGUAUCACACACAACAAAUGUUUCUGGAGCUGAUUUAAAACAACUUAAACUUUUUUAGCAUGACUUUCUUCACACUUUCUGCCAACCACCUGGCAUGUAGGCUUCUUCAUAUUUAUAACUGACAACAGGCAAUCUUUAAUUUGGGGAGGUAGAGAGGAAAAAACCAUGUUUGCAGAGUUCACAUCACCAUAGCUUGUCUGUGUGCAGUGGUAUGACAUUUGAACUAGCUGUUUAACAAUGAAUGUUAUUGUGUGCACCUGAGAUGAACAAAGUUGAUUGACAGUUAAUAAACCGCUGCGGCAUGCAUGCAAAGAAGCAAAGCUGUCUCGCCUGAAUAUAAGAACAUUUCUGAAAGCUGUUCUCAUCCGUAGAAAUAAUAGUCGGGGUUUUAGGUUUUUAAACAAAUGACUCAUUAGUCAACUAACUGUGGGUGCCUUUUAUUUUAUUCUUGCUUGUUUUUGAAUGUCAAACAUUAUCAAAGUACAAUUUUUCCAGAAUGAACAUUUCAUACUGUUGUAACUUUUUUACAGUUUCUUAAAAAGUGUUCUUUGCAAAGUGCUUUGCCGUGAAUCAUCGUCAUGUAAUCAUUGUAGCUUCUGACAUUUUUGCUAAACGUAAAAGGCCCAGACAACAAUCUGCUCAUUUGUGGCAACACCUACUGCUUAACAUGGAAUAAUAAAAACUGAAGCAUGA
Cottoperca gobio is the source of this 2926-nucleotide messenger RNA. Its product is annotated as androgen receptor-like. Bases 1 to 2025 code for a protein of 674 amino acids. NCBI's taxonomy places the organism in Eukaryota, Metazoa, Chordata, Actinopteri, Perciformes, Bovichtidae. The transcript has 9 exons. Gene Ontology annotation, biological process: regulation of DNA-templated transcription. The record is from RefSeq and is a predicted model, not a curated record. Gene Ontology annotation, molecular function: DNA-binding transcription factor activity; sequence-specific DNA binding; zinc ion binding.